Lacerta agilis (Sand lizard) is the source of this 5181-nucleotide messenger RNA. It is a transcript of the gene ADGRA2, whose product is annotated as adhesion G protein-coupled receptor A2. Gene Ontology annotation, biological process: central nervous system development; positive regulation of canonical Wnt signaling pathway; cell surface receptor signaling pathway. Gene Ontology annotation, cellular component: Wnt signalosome; plasma membrane. The record is from RefSeq and is a predicted model, not a curated record. Lineage: Eukaryota; Metazoa; Chordata; Lepidosauria; Squamata; Lacertidae. The transcript has 19 exons. Gene Ontology annotation, molecular function: G protein-coupled receptor activity; protein binding. The coding region runs from base 444 to 4373 and encodes 1309 amino acids.
UGCAGGCAACCGAGGGGAGGGACGCGAAUGUGAGCAGCCGAAACCGCUAGAUCCAACCCAUCCCAAGCGCCGCCGCCGUCGCCGGACAUUCCCCACUGGCGGCGCCCCGGAGCCCAGAGCUCCCCUCCGGCCAUGCAGCGCGCAGCCCCGGGCAGCGGGCAGGCGCGGGACACAGCCGAGCUCCGGGCAGGCGGCCGCGCGCCUCGGCCAUUGCUUCCUUCGAGGGAGGUGUGACGGGCGGGAAGAGCCCCCGGGCAGGAUCCGGGGCUCGGCAGACGCCCUCCCGGUUCAUGUCAGCGCGUCGCCGCCUGCGCUUCUGAAGCUGCGCCUUCCUCGGAGCCGGGCGCCCCCUCGAGGGAUCGUCGCGCGGCGCUCCGGGCCCCGACGGCUGUUGGGUUCCUCCCGGGCUGGGGACUCGACGCAGCCCGGCUAAGGAUGGGCUGAUGGGCUUGGGACGGUGCCGCUGCCGGGAGCCGUCGAGGAUGCUCUGGCCGGCUACGCUGCUCCUGCUGGCGGCGCUGUGGUGCUCCGGGGGAGCGCGCAGUUGCCCCGUCCAGCUGCGCGGCUGCAAGUGCGUGGGCGAGAGGGCCAAGGGGCUGGCGGCGGCCAGGAAGAGGGUGAGCUGCAGCGGCGAGGAGCUGGCCGAGCCGCCGGUGCCCCGGCUCUUGCCCAACAGCACCGUCACCCUGAUUUUGAGCAACAACAAGAUAGCAACUCUGAAGAAUGGCUCUUUUUUCGGACUUCGUGCACUCGAGAAGCUAGACCUAAAGAACAACUUGAUUAGCAUCAUCCAGCCUGGAGCUUUUCUAGGCCUCUCGGACCUGAAGCGUUUGGACCUCUCCAACAACCGCAUUGGGUGUCUCAGCUCUGGCAUCUUCCAGGGAUUGGUCAGCCUCAUCCGCUUGAAUAUGUCAGGGAAUAUUUUCUCCAGCAUCCAGAGUGGGGUCUUUGAUGAGCUGCUGUCUCUGAAAGUUCUUGACUUUGCCACCGAAUACCUGACGUGCGACUGCAACAUGCGCUGGGUCCCUGCCUGGUCCAAAAACCGCUCCAUCCAGAUCUCCGAUAAGACGCUGUGUAUCUACCCUGGCAGCCUGCAUGGGAAGCUGCUACGCAACAUCCGGGAAAGCCAGAUGCGCUGCGAAGGGACCCCAGAGCUGCACACCCACCUGCUGAUCCCCUCCUUGCGGCAAGUGGUCUUCCAAGGCGACCGCCUCCCUUUCCAGUGCACAGCCACCUACCUGGACAACAGCACACACAUUUUGUGGUACCACAACCGUGCCUUGGUGCAGGGGGAUGAACGAAACGGGAUAAUCCUGGAGGAGAGCCUCGUCCAUGACUGCACCUUCAUCACGAGCGAGCUUAUCCUGUCCAACAUCCAUGUCUCAGCCAGCGGCGAAUGGGAGUGCACCAUCUCCACUGCUCAGGGCAACGUUAGCAAGAAGGUCGAAAUAGUUGUGCUGGAAACGUCGGCCUCAUACUGCCCAGCCGAGCGCGUCACCAACAACCGUGGAGACUUCAGGUGGCCACGCACCUUGGCUGGCAUCACCGCCUACCAGUCAUGUCUUCAGUACCCCUUCGCCUCUGGGAACGGGGGCCCCGGCUUGGAGAAGCAAGCGUGGAGGCGCUGUGACCGCACAGGCCGCUGGGAGGAAGGGGACUAUUCCCACUGCUUGUACACCAAUGAUAUCACCCGUGUCCUCUACACCUUUGUGCUGAUGCCCAUCAAUGCCUCCAACGCCCUUACCCUGGCACACCAGCUGCGUGUCUACACAGCCGAGGCGGCAAAUUUCUCAGACAUGAUGGAUGUCAUCUACGUUUCCCAGAUGAUUGAGAAGUUCACUGGUUACGUUGACCAGAUUAAGCAGCUCACGGACGUCAUUGUGGAGAUGGCCAGCAACAUGAUGCUAGUGGAUGACCACGUUCUGUGGAUGGCUCAGAUCGAGGACAAGGCUUGCACCAGCAUCGUCCGCUCUCUAGAGAAGAUUGCCGCCUACACUCUCAGCACCAGCUCUCAGUACAUAGCCGUGAACACGAGGAAUAUCGCUUUCGAGGCCUACCUGAUCAAGCCAGACAGCUAUGUGGGCCUGAGCUGCACAGCCUUUCAGAAGCGCGAGGUGGUGCUCAGCAGUCGGCCGCACCGGCAGGAGCGAUAUGCCGAGUCUCUGGCAGACCAGCAGCUGAAGUUCCGGUGUGCCACGGGGCGGCCAAACAUCUCCCUGGCCAGCUUUCACAUCAAGAACAGCAUUGCUCUGGCCUCCAUUCAGUUGCCUCCUGGUCUCUUCUGCCCGUCGGCUCCUCCCUACCCCUCAGCUCACAAGUACAAGCUCCAGUUCCUGGCGUUCCGCAACGGCAAGCUCUUCUGCAGCACUGGGAACUCCUCGCACCUGGCAGAUGAUGGCAAGAGGCGCAGCGUGGCUACUCCAGUGAUCUAUGCAGGAACACAUGGCUGUGGAGCGAGCAACUUCAGUGAGCCUGUCGUCAUCUCGCUGCGGCAUUUGGGCGAGGGCACAGACCGCAUGGCCGCUUCCUGGGACUUUGACGUGUUGGCUGGGUACGGGGGCUGGAGAGCUGAAGGCUGCCAGCUGAUUGGCCUGGAGCCCAACGUCACCGCCGUCAGCUGCCGGAACCUUGGCAACGUCGCUGUACUGAUGGAGCUGAACAACUUUCCACGUGAGUCCCCGAGCCCAGCUGAGGUGCUGCACCCUGUCAUUUACAGCUGCACUGCCCUCCUCCUCCUGUGCCUCUUUGCCACCAUCAUCACGUACAUCAUCAACCACAGCACCAUUCACAUCUCGCGGAAGUGUUGGCAUAUGCUGCUCAAUCUCUGCUUUCACAUUGCCAUGACGUCGGCCGUUUUCGCAGGUGGCGUCACCCUUACCAACUACGUGGUCAUCUGCCAAGCGGUUGGCAUCAUUCUGCACUACUCUGCCUUGUCAACUCUUCUGUGGAUGGCGGUGAUGGUGAGAGUGAUCUACAAGGAGGCCACGUGGAAGGCCCCACAGCAGCAGGAAGGGGAAGCCCCCCAGCCGGCCCCCCGCCCAAUGCUACGAUUCUACCUGAUAGCUGGUGGGAUCCCCCUCAUCAUCUGUGGGAUUACAGCAGCAGUCAAUAUCCAUAAUUACGGGGAUCAUGACUCCUAUUGCUGGCUGGCUUGUCAGCCAAGCAUUGGGGCCUUCUACGUGCCUGCGGCCUUCGUCCUGCUUGUCACUUGGAUUUACUUCCUGUGUGCCGGAAUCCGAUUGCAGUGCCAAUCCAAGAACCCCAAAGAGGCGCCCAAACCCCUGGAAAUGCGGCAGCGGCUGGGUGGCAGCAGCAACCUCUUGACGGAUUCGGGGUCCAUCUCGGUCACGCUGAAUUCUGCCCCGCACAGUGCCGACGUCGAUGGCGUUUACUCUUUAGGGGUGCAGUUCUGGGCUCUUGUCAUCACCCAUUUCCUGUACAUAACUCUCUGGACAUUCGGGGCCAUGGCGGUGUCCCAGCGCUGGUUCCUCCUGAAGGUCGCCUUCAGCUGCCUCUACGGAGUCACGGCUGUGGCGUUGGGGCUCUUCAUCUUUGCCCACCACUGUGCACGUCGCCGAGACGUGCAGGGCUCGUGGUUCGCCUGCUGCCCAUCUUACAGGAAUGCUUUGCCCAUGCAAGCCUACGUGCACCCCGGGGUGGGAGUGGAGGACGGCUCCCAAGUCUUCAUUGGCUGCAGCCCCGAGGCGGCUCAGUCCAUCAAGUCCUCCUCUUCCCCCAGCAGCAGCAAUUCCGCCCCGGGGCCUUGCAAACUCAACAACCUGCAAGUGGCCCUCGGCCAGGCGGAUGGCAGCCCUUCGCAGACGGCCUGCUAUGAGGACGCCGAGCCUUGCAACAGCAAGAGCACCCCGCCGGCCAGGUACGCCAACAACCUGCACGGCCGCAGCAGACACCACAAAAGCAGGACUAAGCAGUACCGGGAAGGGAAACACCAGCAGCGCCUGAAGGCUCUGCGGGGGCCUUCCUCGGAGCACCCUACCAGCGAGAGCGGCAGCCUCCCCACCAGCCACUCGGAGAGCUACCAAAGCAGUCGGAACAGCCCUUUGAACAAUCGGCGCCAGGGGGUGGUACCAAGCCUGGAGUUGGCCCUGACGCAGUCCGACUUGAGCGACGCCAGCGGCGGCCACCACGGGGCAGACUUCAGCCAAGGCCAGCGGAGGAGCACCAGCAGAGACAACCUCAAGCACCAGGCCAAUGCCGCAGCAGAAAAAGAGACUAAGAGGCGCUCCUUCCCACUCAACACGGCUAAUCAGAACGGGGCCCUGAAGGGCAGCGAGUACGACAUAAACCUCACCGGUGCUGACAGCGCAGCUGGCAUGAAAACGGGUCUCUGGAAGAGCGAGACGACUGUGUAGGGAAGGGUUAAAUGGCCAGGGGGCUGGAGCAGGUUUCCCCAGCCUGGGGCAGGAAUUAGCAAGGCACUAGCAUCUUGCUGCCAGAGCUUGCUGAUGCAAGCUGCAGAGGCUGAUGGGGUGCGCUAUGUGGGGCUUGGGCAGUGUCUGGUUGGCCAUGUUCCCAGACUCCCUGCCCUGCAGUAGAGAUGAAAGGUCACCUGACAUCUGAGUUGCAGGGGUGCAGGGUGGGGAGAGGGUACGUGCGUCAUACCAUAGGAACCACACCAUGCUCUCCAUCACCGAUAUCCUGUGCACCAUGUGACUCGGCUUCUCUUUGUUCCUGGGGAUCUUUCCCUGUCCCCACAGAACGAGCAGCGGUGGCCUAAUUUGUACGGUGAAAGACAAUCAUUUGUGCUGGAGCAUUGCAAUCUAUAUUAUAUCCCUUCUGCAUGUCACUUAGAUCCUAGGUGCUUUUUUAUUUUAUUUUAUUUUUUGGUAUGACAUACCAAGGAAAGCAGUGUUAAUAAGCUGAAAUCUCUAGCGUUGUAUGUACAUAUGUAUAGGCAAAACUGCUAUCCAAUUGAAGUGCCUACACACUUUCUGUUAAAGCCAUCAAUGUUGUGUGAAAGAGCUCUCGCCUUCUCCACUUCCCCCUCCUCCAAUGUACCUCAAGGUCAGUUCUCAUGGGUACGCUGUGGCUCAUCGUUGAUGCAGCCAACAAACCAAAUUGAUUAAGGGGUUGUUUUGACACAGCUCCAAAGCUGGAGACAGCUGGUCAUUUUUAACAGAAUUGAUGGUUGUGGUCAUGGGGCUCACCAAGGAGGUGGCU